GGCCUGAGCGUAUCGUCGGUGUCGACGUAUCGGCAUGCUGUCGUUUUAAAUCAAUGCCAACAGGCAGCGCUCAUUCACCAGCAGUCGGGGUCAUUUGACUCAUCUCCACCGCGCAUCGCGCAGGAUCGACGCAGUAACAUGGUGCGCUGCGCGGGGCCACAUUUGCCCCAUCAGAACAGACACAGAUUCCUGGCGUUUACGAGCGUAUACAUAACUACGACGGGCUCCCUUUCCCGCCCGGUCCGCCUGGGAUGCCGCUUAUCGGCAAUGCUUUCGACUUCCCGACGUCGAACAUUGCGCGCAGAUUCCACGACUUUGCGAAGCGAUAUGGACCGAUGGUUUAUUUCAACAUACUGGGCCGCUCUAUCAUCGUGAUCGACUCCUACGAUGUAGCAUGCGAACUUCUGGACAAGAGGUCCAGGAAUUACUCCGACAGACCCGACUCCGUCAUGUUGAGCUUAACAUCAUUAUCGACUUUCAACCUGCCGCUGAUCAAGUACGGGCAACGAUGGAGACACCACCGGCGAAUCUUCCGCCAGACCCUGCAACCCACCUCCGUGAACACUCACUUUCUCCCCAAUAUCCGACAAGUCACACCCGACCUCCUCCUAAACUUGCUGGAGAAGCCCAAGGCAUUCUCGCGCCAUACCAGUCAUGUGCUCGUGGCGUCUAUCUUGAGCAUCGGAUAUGGCAUCAAGAUACCCAGAGACGACGAGUAUUACGGGAAUAUGUUGCAUCACACGCUCAAGAUCGUCGAGGCCGUUGUGGUCCCUGGGAAGUAUCUAGUAGAGCUUUUUCCCGUUUUACAAAACUUGCCGGGAUGGUUCCCCGGUGCGGGGUUCAAGCGAGACGCGAGCACCGUUCGGGAGAAAGUCCUUGAUGCGAGGCGGACGCUAUACGAGGAUGGGAAGAAGUGCUUGGAUGCUGAGUCCACCGACGAAACCAUGCUUUCUAUGAUGCUGCGGCGCAUCGCAACACUUGAAGCCGAUGCCGCUGCAGACGAAGAAGAGCAAUCUACAGGCGCACUGAUAGGGACAUACAUGGCCGGCUCAGACACUACCGUAGCCUCCUUGAAAGCCUUCUUCCUCGCGAUGGCAAUGUACCCAGAUGUUCAGAAGAAGGCGCAAGACGAACUCGAUCGGGGCGUCGGGCGCACACGCCUUCCCGAUUUCAACGAUCGCGACAACUUGCCGUAUAUCAACGCGGUCGUGCGGGAGCUCACCCGCUGGAACAUCGUCGCACCCCUGGCGCUGCCUCACGCCGUUCUUGAAGACGAAGAGUACAACGGGUACUACAUACCCAAGGGAUGCAUCGUUAUGCCAAACGUCUGGGCAUUCUCCCGCGACCCAGACGUAUACCCAGACCCAGAGGCUUUCAACCCGGACCGUUACAUAAAAGACGGCCAGUUCUCCCCCGGCAAUCGGGACCCAUACGCAUACAUUUUCGGGUUUGGCAGAAGGAUCUGCCCGGGCCGCUAUCUCGCGGACUCUACGCUGUUUCUCACCUGUGCGCAGACGCUACACGUAUUUAGCAUCUCACCACCUUUGGACGACGGUGGACGCCCGGUGCAACUCGAAGCCAAUUUCGACGUCGACUCUGUCAUAUCCCACCCGAAGGACUUCGAAUGUGUUGUAGAGCCUAGGUGGGCGGGUGCCGCAGACCUUAUCAAGUCUUAG
Molecule: messenger RNA, 1676 nt
Organism: Trametes versicolor FP-101664 SS1
Lineage: Eukaryota; Fungi; Basidiomycota; Agaricomycetes; Polyporales; Polyporaceae
Product: cytochrome P450
Exons: 12
Coding region: 252-1676 (474 amino acids)
Molecular function (GO): oxidoreductase activity, acting on paired donors, with incorporation or reduction of molecular oxygen; monooxygenase activity; heme binding
Source: RefSeq, a predicted model, not a curated record